CCUUACAGCCCAGGCCGCGACGGGAGUGAGGCUGCGGCGAGUGAGGCGCUGACAGGGACUCGCGGGGGCAUCUUGCACAGACCCCUGGACCACGCCGCCAUCGCAGCCUCCCACCCAGUCCUCUCUCUGCCGCUUCUCCUCGCCAUGGAGGCGAGGCCGCCGCCGCCGCCGCGGGGCUUCGAGCAGCGGACCGGGCGGCGGCCCUGAGGGGAGCGGCGGGCCGAGACGCCGCCGCGGUCCUGAGGCGGAGCUGCCGUGCGCGUCCCCCGCGGUCCCGCCCAGCGCCGGGCUCGUGUCAGUCCCAAGGAUGGAUUUCAGUUUGUCAGGAUUGCCAGCAGGCUCCUUCACCUGCUGAGCCAUCUGCCUGCACCCAACCUCCCAGCCCCAUGUUUUUCUUACUUAUCAGAAGCAGUCAGCAUGGAUUCCUGGUUCAUUCUUGUCCUGUUUGGCAGUGGUCUAAUACACGUUAGUGCCAACAAUGCUACUACAGUUUCACCUUCUUUAGGAACUACAAGAUUAAUUAAAACAGCAACAACAGAAUUGGCUAAGGAAGAGAAUAAAACCUCAAAUUCAACUUCUUCAGUAAUUUCUCUUUCUGUGGCACCAACAUUCAGCCCAAACCUAACUCUGGAACCCACCUAUGUGACUACUGUUAAUUCUUCACACUCUGACAAUGGGACCAGGAGAGCAGCCAGCACGGUAUCUGGAGGCACUACCAUUUCCCCGAACGGAAGCUGGCUUAUUGAGAACCAGUUCACGGAUGCCAUAACAGAACCCUGGGAGGGGAACUCCAGCACUGCAGCAACCACUCCAGAAACCUUCCCCCCGGCAGGUAAUUCUGACUCAAAAGACAGGAGAGAUGAGACACCAAUUAUUGCAGUGAUGGUGGCCCUGUCCUCUCUGCUAGUGAUCGUGUUUAUUAUCAUAGUUCUGUACAUGUUAAGGUUUAAGAAAUACAAGCAAGCUGGGAGUCAUUCCAACUCUUUCCGCCUGUCAAAUGGCCGCACGGAGGAUGUGGAGCCCCAAAGUGUACCACUUCUGGCCAGGUCCCCAAGCACCAACAGGAAGUACCCACCACUGCCUGUGGACAAGCUGGAAGAGGAGAUUAACCGGAGAAUGGCUGAUGACAAUAAGCUCUUCAGAGAAGAAUUCAACGCUCUCCCUGCUUGUCCUAUCCAGGCCACCUGUGAGGCUGCUUCCAAGGAAGAAAACAAGGAAAAAAACCGCUAUGUAAACAUCCUGCCCUAUGACCACUCUAGAGUGCACCUGACACCUGUUGAAGGGGUCCCAGAUUCUGAUUACAUCAACGCUUCAUUCAUUAAUGGCUACCAGGAAAAGAACAAAUUCAUCGCUGCACAAGGACCAAAAGAAGAAACAGUAAAUGACUUCUGGAGAAUGAUAUGGGAACAAAACACAGCUACUAUUGUCAUGGUGACCAACCUGAAGGAGAGAAAGGAGUGUAAAUGCGCCCAAUACUGGCCAGACCAAGGCUGCUGGACCUACGGGAAUGUCCGUGUGUCUGUCGAGGAUGUGACUGUUCUGGUGGACUACACAGUACGGAAAUUCUGCAUCCAGCAGGUGGGCGACGUGACCAACAGGAAACCACAGCGCCUCAUCACUCAGUUCCAUUUCACCAGCUGGCCAGACUUUGGGGUGCCUUUCACCCCAAUUGGCAUGCUCAAGUUCCUCAAGAAGGUGAAAGCCUGUAACCCUCAGUAUGCAGGGGCUAUCGUGGUCCACUGCAGUGCAGGUGUAGGGCGCACUGGCACCUUUGUUGUCAUCGAUGCCAUGCUGGACAUGAUGCAUUCGGAGCGCAAAGUGGAUGUAUAUGGGUUUGUGAGCCGGAUCCGGGCCCAGCGCUGCCAGAUGGUACAGACAGACAUGCAGUACGUCUUCAUAUACCAGGCCCUUCUAGAGCAUUAUCUGUAUGGGGACACAGAACUGGAAGUGACUUCUCUAGAAACCCACCUACAAAAAAUUUAUAACAAGAUCCCAGGGACUAGCAACAACGGGUUAGAGGAGGAGUUUAAGAAAUUAACUUCAAUCAAAAUCCAGAAUGACAAGAUGCGCACAGGAAACCUUCCAGCCAACAUGAAGAAGAACCGGGUUUUACAGAUCAUUCCAUAUGAAUUUAACAGAGUGAUCAUUCCAGUCAAACGAGGCGAAGAGAACACAGACUAUGUGAACGCAUCCUUCAUUGAUGGCUACCGGCAGAAAGACUCCUACAUUGCCAGCCAGGGCCCUCUUCUCCACACGAUUGAGGACUUCUGGCGAAUGAUCUGGGAGUGGAAGUCCUGUUCUAUCGUAAUGCUGACAGAACUGGAAGAGAGAGGCCAGGAGAAGUGUGCCCAGUACUGGCCAUCUGAUGGCCUGGUGUCCUAUGGAGACAUCACAGUUGAGCUGAAGAAGGAGGAAGAAUGUGAAAGCUACACUGUCCGAGACCUCCUGGUCACCAACACCAGGGAGAACAAGAGUCGGCAAAUCCGGCAGUUCCACUUCCACGGCUGGCCUGAGGUGGGCAUCCCCAGCGACGGCAAGGGCAUGAUCAAUAUCAUUGCAGCAGUGCAGAAGCAGCAGCAGCAGUCGGGGAACCAUCCCAUCACCGUGCACUGCAGAACUUGUUUCAGAGAGCAGCCACGUUGGUGUCUGUGCACACAGCAUCCCUUCAGAGAGCCUGCCCUGAGCAUCCUGCCAUGGAACAGUGCCGGGGCAGGACGGACAGGAACCUUCUGUGCCUUGAGCACAGUCCUGGAACGUGUGAAAGCAGAAGGAAUUUUGGAUGUCUUCCAAACUGUCAAGAGCCUGCGGCUGCAGAGGCCACACAUGGUCCAGACACUGGAACAGUAUGAAUUCUGCUACAAGGUGGUACAGGAGUACAUUGACGCCUUUUCAGACUAUGCCAACUUCAAAUGACAGGUGACAAGGCCCACAGACAGGAGAAUUGCCUUUAAUAUUUUGUAAUAUUCUGUUUUUGUUAAUAUACCCAAAAUUGUAUAUAUCUUAUAACUGUUUUAGAAAUGGCACAUAGGCUUCUAUUACCUGUUAGGUGGAGAUUUUGUAUGUAAAUGUGUUAGCACUGAUAGUCCUUUUCCAGUGUUUUAUUGGGAAAUUAAAUAGUGUGAUAUUUGGGUUGAUAUAAUGAAAUCCUCAGCCUGGAAACUGGGCCAGAUUGUUCUUUGCUUCAAAUGUCUUUUCCUAAAGAAGAUAAACAUAAGACUCAUUCCAGGUAGCUCGGUGCCAACUAAAACAAAGCACAAAGUUCUCGGAGCUCUUGAGGAAAUGGUUGUCUCCCUGUCCCCAGGCAGGCCUCUUCCCCUCCCCGUCCUGUAAAUAUCCCUCCCCUCUCCAGUCCACCCUCAUCUCCCACCAAGAUCAGCCACCUCAGGCAUGGGGAGUAAUGAGACCAGAGCGCCUCUCUGGCACCACAGCAGGGACCAUCAGGUAAUAAACACUCUUGCUUCCCUGA
This is a messenger RNA of Mus caroli (Ryukyu mouse), 3466 nucleotides long. It is a transcript of the gene Ptpra, whose product is annotated as protein tyrosine phosphatase receptor type A. Gene Ontology annotation, biological process: protein dephosphorylation. The record is from RefSeq and is a predicted model, not a curated record. Lineage: Eukaryota; Metazoa; Chordata; Mammalia; Rodentia; Muridae. Gene Ontology annotation, molecular function: protein tyrosine phosphatase activity.